Molecule: messenger RNA, 6579 nt
Organism: Amyelois transitella
Lineage: Eukaryota; Metazoa; Arthropoda; Insecta; Lepidoptera; Pyralidae
Product: diacylglycerol lipase-beta
Exons: 14
Coding region: 507-2540 (677 amino acids)
Biological process (GO): lipid metabolic process
Source: RefSeq, a predicted model, not a curated record
GCCCGCGCAGAGAGACGCCUCAUACGACCCUCUAUGAUGUUAUCGCAUGUGUCAAAUCGCGCUGUUUUGUCUGCAUUUAUCGUAAACAAAUCAUAGCCAAUUGACAGAAACAUUAAUUGUUCAAUGAAAUAGACCUCCUGACGGUCGUUAACUAACAUGUCUUGUUUUUAUCUUCAUAAAAGAAUCUAUGCGACCGGCCGCAUUGAAUUGUUGAAGUUGCAAUAAUAAGGUUGUAAUAUUUAGAAGGUGUUUUUUCGGAGUUCUGGGUAUUAGUGAAAGGAGCAUUAAAAGAUUGUGGUGUUUGAGUGUUGGUUCGGUGGCUAACUGUGUUGUGACCAUAAGUGGAACGUCUGAAUGUGCAUCAUGUACUUGUGUUACAAGUACAGCACUCGGCAAGUCUCGCAGACUAUGCUCAAUGACUGCUGUUAACGAAGCAUCCAAGUCAAGGCGUUUUGCUUCGUUUGAUUGCUCGUUCAUGACUUCGUCAUUUUAAAGUACUCACUAGGAUGCCGGCGCUGCGGCUCCUGGGGCGCAAGUGGCUGGCAGCCUCCGACGACCUCGUGUUCCCCAGUAUCUUCGAGCUGCUCUUCAGAUUCGUUUGGCUGGUGCUAAUAGCGUUGGUGGUAGAAGUCUUAUUCCCUAUCACGUGGCAAUGUCAGACGGAGGGGUGGCACGGCGGGGCUUUCGUCCGGCUAUACCUGUGCGGCACCUUGGCGCUGCAGGCCGUGCUGAUGCUGCUCCUGGCAGCCCUGGCGCAGCAGUCGGCCAGGGGAACCAUCACGGAUGUCGAUAAGAGGAGAUUUGUGUCGCCGUUACUACUGCUCAAGGUGCUGCUGGUGUUGCCAGAAUUAGCCUUGAAUAUAAUGGGCACUAUGUGGAUGUUUUGUGACGUCAUAAAAUGCACCGUUAAGGAUAGUUUCUCUAGCAUAGUAAUACAAAGUAUAGUCCUUUUCAAUUGGGUGCAACUGGGGCUGACCCUGCUGGGACUGUUCAUGGUGUUCGACCCCCUGGGCUCAGUGCGGUACGGGGACAUGCAAGACACCCCCAACCAGGUCCGCCACCAUCGGAAGGUCACUGGGCUAUGGUCGAGGCGGUUCAGGUGGGCCUUCUGCUGGCUGAAGAAGGACGAGCAUGGAAAAGAGGCAUUCCAACAGGUUGCUGCAUUGCUCAGCGCGCUCUUCCGUUCGACAGACCUGGUACCAUCAGACGUGGUGGCCGGCUGUGUUCUACUCAGGGUGCGACAGAAGCGAGAGACGAGAGAAAUGCGUCGAAUACAGAUGCUGAACGACGAAGAACCCAUUUACACUACAGACGUGAACAAGAUAUUUUCAGAAACCCCUCCCUGGAUGAACUUAGAGGAUGCUUUACAUUACCUGAGACUGUCUAUAGCGGCGUACGGCUGGCCUUACGUGUUGUACCGGCAUUGUUUCACGGGAUUCUGCAAGUUGGCGCGUCAUCUUACAUGCUGCUGUUGUAGACCGAAAAACUCAAUAGUAACCGAGGACAACUGCUGCAUGUGCAAUUUCGCUGGCGUCAAAUACAUGUCCAACUUAGCCGCUGAUGACAUCAUCUUCGCUUCGUUCAACAACCGAGUUUUUGAGCUUCCCUUCUGUGUGAUAGCAGACCAUGAGCGUGAGAGCAUCGUCGUUGCUGUGCGUGGCUCUAUUUCCUUGCGAGAUAUCUUUACGGACUUCACUGCCGGGUCUGAGAGAUUUGAAGCUGAUGGUCUACCAGAAAACACAGCGGCGCAUAAAGGAAUGGCUAUGGGUGCAGCAAAGAUGCUCAAGCGACUUUUGCCAGUUCUAGAUCGCGCCUUUCAGCAAUUUUCCAACUAUGAUCUAAUAUUAACAGGUCAUAGUCUUGGUGCAGGAGUUGCUGUGUUAGUAGCGCUAAAAUUAAGGCCAAGAUAUCCACAUCUCAAAGUUUUUGCAUUCUCUACACCAGCGGGAUUAAUAAGCCGCGAGGCAGCUCGUUAUACAGAGAGCUUCGUGCUAACAGUGGGUGUUGGCGAUGACCUGGUGAUGCGACUUAGUGUUCACAGCAUCGAGAACCUUAGGACGAAGGUCAUUCAGACCAUACACGCGACUAAACUACCAAAGUACCGGAUUAUGCUUAACGGCUUCGGCUACGCGUUGUUCGGAGUGCCAGCUCGCGAUCUAGAAUCAACAUGGCGGCGGCCCGAGGAGCUGGAGGCGAACCAAUCGGACGACUCCACGGAAACGCUGCUGGUGCAGAGCGUCUCCACCGUGAGUGCUGAGGCAGCGCUAGUGUCGCGCAACGUGUUCGUGCGCAGGUUCUCCUCGGCGCGGCUGUUCACGGCGGGUCGUAUCCUGCACAUCGUUCGUCGCAAGCGCAUGGGCAUAGAAAAGAAAGUACGAACGCAAGAGCCAACGUUUGAAAUGCGAUGGGCUUGUCCCGAGGACUUCAUGGAACUGCAAGUUAUGCCAAGAAUGCUACUCGACCAUCUUCCGGAAAACGUUCAUCGGACCAUACAGACCGUGAUAGAAGAGAAACACACGUACAGGGUUCACGUCGUGUAAAUCUUGUUGUAGAUAAAUAAAUGUGAUUCUGUGAUGUGGUAAUAAGUAUAGAAGCAUUUGCAAUAAAUAUCACAGGACGCCACGCGACACAACGUAACUCGAUACAACCAUGUUCACUAUGAUGAAAAUCAGGUCGCAGAUUUGCACUUAGUACAAAAUUCACGACCACAUUUCGGAUGUGUCAUACCUAUUCGCAACCACGCUGCGUUAUAUUGCAAAUGCAUUCUGAACAUAUGUUGGACUGCUAAACGUAACAUAAUAUGGACAUUAAUUGUUACGAGUGUUUGGGAUCAAGAAAAGUGGUGAUAAAACUGGUUUAAAAAAUAAUACUGAUAAUUGACCUCUGUGUUUUGUGAAUAAAAAUCGGAACAAUCAUUUUUCUACAUUAGUAGUUGUUCCCACGUGACCACGUGUUCUUGCCUUGUCUGAAGAUACCUUACAUGAUGGAUUUAAAAAUAAUUUGGAAGAUAAUUAUUUCGACACCUUAAAUUAUAGAAAUUAUAAUCCUGUGUACUUAAAAUAUUACUCUUAUUGCAUUAGCAAGGCAAGAAACAUUCCUUCUUGGCCUAAGUAGUAUAUGUAGUCAAUAACAAUUUUGACCACUUUGUGAUGAUUUGUAUGAUUCAUAAAAGGCAUUUGUCCGAAAGAAAUAUUCACAGCAUUUAUUUUAUAAUAUGUUAUAGUUAAGUCAGCGAUAUGUAUGUAAAUAUAAGUAUUUUUUUAAUGUAAAACAGCUUGUGACUAAGGUGUAAAAAAAUUAUUUAAAAUGUAAGUAUGCUUAAAAGCAUAUUAUUGAUUUUUUUCAAAGGAAUUUAUUUAUGUUAGGUAUUUGCUUUUAGAAUAUUAUCGUUACUAGCUGUAGCAAUAUAGAUUUUGUUUCAUUAUUUGCAAUAAAAAUUGUUUUUUUUUAUUCAUGACAUUGCCACUGCAUUGUUUCAAUUAGCAAUCUAGUUACCUAUUUGACUGUAUAUAAACACUUAUUUCUUCAUUUCCAAGAAACUCGUUAUUUAACACUCUAAAAGCGGUGUCAAAUUAAAUAUGUAAGAAAUUUAUAAUAAGAAAUGUGAGAAGACUGUGAUGAUGUUAGAAUGAAUAUUAAGUGAAAAUGUUAUGGAUAACUUGAAGGAAUAACGUAUUGAUUAAAUUAUUGAACUAAUGUGAAAGAUUUAUCUUAAACAGAAUAAACUAAAAUAUUACCUGGCCCAAUAAAAUCUCAAUAAUUUUAAUAUUCAUAUAAAUGAGUCGUAGACUCGAAGAGGCUAAUAUUAAUCUUUUCCGAAAUCAUUUUGUAGCUUAAAUUUUUUCAGCACUACUAAAAUUAUGGACGAAACUAUUUCAAUUAUUUGAAUUUAGUAAAAAAAAACUUACCUUCCAUUUUUCUUUAAAAAAAAAAUUGAACAUAUCAAAUAUGUUAAUUCGUUAAAUAAAAAAAAUUAUGUAUCUAGUAUUACACGAUUAAGGCACUUUACUAAAUCCACGAUAGUGCACGCAUACCUAAUGAUAAAAGAUAUCUAACUGUUUAUUUGAUAUAAUAUUGUUUUAUUUGGUUUUAUAAUAAUAAUUUUAUGAAUGAGGUCGAAAGUAUUUAUGAUUCAAUGCUCAAUGGAGGAAGCAAUUUCUUUUUAAUGUGUAAUUAAAAUCAAUCAAUCCUAUCUGUCACUAAGUACAAUAACUAGAUUAUUAAGUAGAUCAGUUGUACCAGAGUCAAUUAGAUAGGUAGAAAUAUAUGUAAAUUACUGUAGCUUAAGUUAAACAUGAUACGAACAAUUUGAAUGAAAUUAACUAGUGAUAGUUAAAAUAAAAUGUCUAUGGCUGUCAGAUAUAUACAUUCCAGAUUAUUAUACACUCAUGUAAAUUGCCAAAAAAUUAAGUUAAAGAAACAGACUUUAUGAAUUCACAGUAAGAGAUUUUAAUUGAAAAACUUUACAGUUAUUAAAAACAGGGGAUAAAAAAGGGUAGGUAUUUUUAAAUCGAAAAUAACAAUUAAGUUUUCUUUAAUAUGGCGGAUGUUUAUGUCUUCUAAUAUACCUAAUUAUAAAAUUUUAUGAAUAAAAUAAGUAAAUGUCUAUGCGGUAAAUUAGAAAUAAUUUUGAAAUACUUACCUUGGUAAACCGGGCUGAGCUUGUGAUACAAAAAGGAUCAAAACUUUUUAAAUAACUUAGUACUGACAUUACUAUUAGAUAUACUACUAUAUUUUUCUGCCUGUUUAUUCACUAAUCACCAAGUAUAGUCACAAUUUUAAUUUCUUAAUGCAGUACAAAAAUAAUAAUAACCGACAAAAUUUAGGAAUAACCUGUUAUAUUUUCUUAUUAAUUUCAGUUAUUUUUACAGAAACCAUGAAGCCACUAUCAUUAAAUUAUUUCAAAGAUUCCUUAUAGUCAGGAACAACCUGAAUCUGUUUCGAACUUUGCUACAUUAUGAUUUAAUUGUACACAAUGUAUAUCUACUAGCAAAUUGAGUAAUAUUUUAAAUAAUAAUAUACAUACCAAUAUAUUUUACAAAAAUAUGUAUACAUUACAUAUUUUUAAAUGCUCUUUUUCUUUUCUGUUAAAAUUAGCAUAUUGUAUUCGUUCGGAAAAUUAAGAAUUAGCAAAUUUUAAAGGAAAUAGUAUCGAUAUCGUAAAGCAGAACGUAUAUUUCAUUUUUAUUUAUGUUAUGUAUAGAGAGGAAAUUCCUUUACUUAUAACACAAAGUGUCAACUUAAUUACCAAGUUUAUACCAAAAAAAUAUUUUUUAGAAGUCCCUGAAUCAUUACAUAUACCUGUGUUAAUCUCAACCCCACAAUAAUAAAUAUUCUACAAACCUAUUGAAAGAAGCAAGUUUCUUAUCAAUUUGUUUGAAAUAUAUAAUAUUAUCUAUACCACAAUAUAGGAUGUUGUUAUUUUUCUUUUAUAUUUAUAUGUGAGAUGCGGAUGCUAUUUAUACCUUAUUUGACUUUUGUUAUUUUUAUACAGAUUUAUAGUUCUUGUGGCCACGAAUCUCAAUUUUUGAUAUUGGUCCAAGAGGAUUACCUCAAUGUAUUGGCAACACCUGUGCUGUAAUUGUAAACAAUAUUUAGAAAAUAUCUACUUAAAUAGUUACCUACGUUAUUCUUGUUGACCAAUUCUUAAGUUAAAAGGAAGUAAAUAUAUACUUAUGAAAACCUACCAACCUACCAAAUUAAUCGUGUUAAAAUAUAACACAAAGAUAUUACAAAAUUAUUUGAGAUUUUAAUAUUAUAUUUUACUUCGGACACACUUGAUUGAUGUAUUUGACCUAUUAUUUCAAUUUAAAAUGGGAUAAAUAAGAAGUACCUAUAUUAAGCACUGUGAAAAUACAACCGACAACUAUAUUUAAAAACACAUAAUUAUAACUCGAUAUUGAAACACAUACAUAUAUUAUUUAAUAAUUAGUAAAGAAAAUAAUACCUUUUCAAUUUCAAUCAACGUCUCAGGAACUAUCGCCAACCCUAUUUAUUUUAACAUUAUCAUUAUGAGUUUGUUCAUUUCAUAAGGGAACAUAAAUCAGUCAAUAAUGAUUAUCAAUGUAAUCUAAAUUGAAAAUGUAAUUAUAAGCUUUAAAAUGAUUUGGACGAUAUCAUCAAGCGGUAUUGAAACCAUACGAAUCGUAAUAAUAAAAACCAAAUUUUAUGGUUGAACCCCAUUGAUUGGUUGUACUUACACUUGCUAGAAUUGGUUAUUAUAUUAUUCAUAUUAAAUUAAUUUAUGUGGACUAUAAACAUUCAAUUUGAUUACACAAACUUUCAUGCUUUUUCAUAAUUAAUACAUUAGCAUAAAUAGUAAAUUAUAAUUUGUCGUGCUUUUACUAAGCCCCAUCCAAAAAAAUCAAUUCUUGAACCCUGAACCAUGUAAACUACUUACAAAUCAUUUACUAAUAAUAUUAUUAAGAUUAUUUUUAUGAUGCAGUUUCAAAUUUUAUAUUUGUUUGUAUAUUCAAGUAUUAGAAGAACUGAGGUUCUUUUCACUUGUACCCUAAAUUAGGGCUUUAUAAUCUCUUUCACUAUGUAGUUUAAUAGGGAUAGCCAAUGUUUUGUGUUGGG